GCUCGAUCCGCCGACCGACAAAUUUUUUCUUCGCCUUUUCUUGGGACAGUGAUCUGCCCGCCCGUUCGGCCCUCAUCGCAUCCGUCCGUCCGACCCCCAUCCCCGGUCGUCCUGGAUCAUCGUCUGCUGCUGCCCCUCGCCCGUCUCAGAGACAUCGCCCGGUCCACCGCGACCUCGCCGCAACCACCGAUCGCCCUCGUCUGCUCGUCUGCCAACUCCCUGGCCGUCCAAGCAUCUCGCCGCCACUCUCCGCACAUCUCGCCGCCGCCAACUCCCCGCACAUCAUGAGCUCCGAUCACAUCGACUUUGCCUCCCUGCAUCCGCUCUCGCCCGAGGUCAUCCAGCGCCAGGCCACCAUCAACAUCGGCACCAUCGGACAUGUCGCCCACGGCAAGUCCACCGUCGUCAAGGCCAUCUCGGGUGUGCUCACGGUCCGAUUCAAGACCGAGCAGAUCCGCAACAUCACCAUCAAGCUCGGCUAUGCCAACGCCAAGAUCUUCAAGUGCGACUCCGAGGCCUGCCCCCGACCCGGCUGCUACCGCUCGUACCGCUCCGACAAAGAGGACGGCUUCCCCUGCGAGCGCGUCGGCUGCAUGGGCAGGAUGCGCCUUCUCCGCCACGUCUCGUUUGUCGAUUGCCCCGGCCACGACAUUCUUAUGGCCACCAUGCUCAACGGUGCCGCCGUCAUGGACGCCGCCCUGCUGCUCAUUGCCGGAAACGAAUCCUGCCCCCAACCCCAGACCUCCGAGCACUUGGCCGCCAUUGAGAUCAUGAAGCUCAAGCACAUCAUCAUCCUGCAGAACAAAAUCGACGUCAUCAAGGAGACCGCCGCCGAGGAGCACUACCAGUCCAUCCUCGCCUUUGUCAAGGGCACCAUCGCCGACGGCGCCCCCAUCAUCCCGAUCUCGGCCCAGCUCAAAUACAACAUCGACGCCGUCAACGAGUACAUCGUCAAGACCAUCCCGAUCCCACCCCGCGACUUUACCUCCGACCCGCGCCUGAUCGUCAUCCGCUCCUUCGACGUCAACAAGCCCGGCUCUGAGGUCCAGGACCUCAAGGGUGGCGUUGCCGGUGGCUCGAUCCUCUUUGGCUGCCUGAAACUCGGCGACGAGAUCGAGAUCCGCCCCGGCAUCGUCACCAAGGACGCCGAGGGCAAGAUCAAGUGCAAGCCCAUCUAUUCCAAAAUCAUCUCCCUCUUUGCUGAGCAGAACGACCUGCAGUUUGCCGUGCCCGGCGGUCUGAUUGGUGUUGGCACCAAGGUUGACCCCACUCUCUGCCGUGCCGAUCGCCUCGUCGGCCAGGUCCUGGGUUCGGUCGGCAAGCUGCCCAAGAUCUACACCGAGCUCGAGAUCAACUACUUCCUGCUCCGCCGACUGCUUGGUGUCAGAACGGACGACAAGAAGCAAUCCAAGGUCUCCAAAUUGACAAAGAACGAAGUCUUGAUGGUCAACAUCGGCUCGACCUCGACCGGUGGCAGAGUCAUGAGCGUCAAGGCCGAUCUGGCCAAGAUUCUCCUCACCAGCCCGGCCUGUACCGAGAUCGAUGAGAAGAUUGCCUUGUCACGACGUAUCGAUUCGCACUGGCGUCUGAUCGGAUGGGGCAAGAUCAAGCACGGAACCACCAUCGAGCCCGACAUCUAAACUCCACCCCCACACCCUCGCGAACGAUGUCUCAAUGCAAGGGCAGCCAGAGCAGCCGUGCACACAUCGCCCAUACUCUCUCUCCCCUUUUAGUGUUCACCUCCACGGCACUAGCACCAGCAUGAUGACCUCCUCGCACAGAGCCACCCCCAACUACCACACCCACCACAGCCCUGUCUCUUCUGUCCGUCACCCGGAAUCCUGCGCGAGCGAGGAUGAGGUGUUGUGUGCGCGAUGAAGCACCCGUUUGAUACGACGAUGAUGUGUUUGAUGUACAGUUCAUUCAUACAGCCCUCUCAGCAAAA
Molecule: messenger RNA, 1945 nt
Organism: Polychytrium aggregatum
Lineage: Eukaryota; Fungi; Chytridiomycota; Chytridiomycetes; Polychytriales
Product: P-loop containing nucleoside triphosphate hydrolase protein
Exons: 3
Coding region: 285-1640 (451 amino acids)
Biological process (GO): formation of translation preinitiation complex; positive regulation of translational fidelity
Cellular component (GO): cytosol; eukaryotic translation initiation factor 2 complex
Molecular function (GO): tRNA binding; translation initiation factor activity; GTP binding
Source: RefSeq, a predicted model, not a curated record